UUUUACACUCCAUCUGCUUAAGAUAAUAUUUAGCCUUGAAGAGACUCUUUUGGGUUGUUAUAACUUUGAAAGCGGGCGACUUUACGUCCAAUGUGCAAAAUUUGGGUAAAAACCAAACGCAAACUGAUGGGUAAUAGAAAAAAGAACUCUGGUGUCUUUAGUCCAGCGCUUUAAAACAAUUGACCAAUCAGCGGUGAGAUAGCUAGUAGGCGGGACGUCUUGUGGAGAUUGGCAGGAUAACCCUCCAAUUAAAUACUCCGGUGGUCGACAUUGACCAAUCGUGUGCGGGCUCGAGCCGCUGUAUCCAACGGGAGUGGAUUUUCAACGAGCUCGAGAGAAAAGCGGAGAGGGGCAGACAUCAUUUCUCUCUCAGCGCCUUUGGACUAACGUUAUCCAAACGAAGGCAAAGAGCCAAGAAAUUAAAAAGAGAAAAUCUUUUUCUGAACAGGAUUAUAAAUAUCUAAAUUUAUUUGCAAAACUAGCCAUGGCCGACACAGCUGUUGAUACGACCGCAACUGCAGAGGUUACAGCCAAGGAGCUGAAAGAGAAGAAAGAAGUGGAGGCGAAGGAGGAGGAGAAGAAGACCGACAACGGGGACGCACCUGCGAAUGGCACAAAUGGUGCUGACCACAGUGACAAAGCGGAGAAAAAGGCAGAGGAGAAACACAAGAAUGGAGAUGGGAAAGCAGAGGAGGCGCCCCCUGCUGAGGAGACUGAUGCACAGCCUGUGAAGCGUGCAGCUGAAGAGGAGGAGGAGAAGGUGGAGACAAAAAAGCAGAAGACAGAGGAAAAUGGAGAUUCAAAAGAGGCAGAAGUGGAGGCUUAGGUCUCUGCCCUGCUACUUGUUUGCAGCACUGUCUUACCAGCCUGGUCAACAUCGUGUUGUAGAGCUUGUGCUUUCUGUAGCUUUGAGGAAAUAUUUCUUUUUGUUUGCUCCCAUGUUAUCACAUUGCACUGGAGUCCUGAAACAGAGUGGCCCUGCAUCCUUUUUUUAUGAAAUGUUAUUUAUUGGUCUUUAAAAUGAGCUUUUUUUUCUACUUGUACAAAUCGGGCCACAUCACAAGAUCAGUUAUUUUCAUUUCUUGAGGUUUUAUAUCGGUAUGUUAGAAGCACAAUCUCUAUUAAGUCAGUGCUGACCAGAUGAUUCAUACAUACAGGCAGCUGCUCACCUCCAAGGCUCAUGUUGACCUCUCAGAUUCACUUCAAGGACCAAAGAUAAGUUUUAAGCAGGGGCUAAUAGACAGUUGUUAGCAUUAUUAGUUGAGGCAUCAUUAUUUUUUGUGUUGAGCUGCUAGUUAAUCCUUGGCUUGGCUGCCCUGAUAACAUAACAGAUGGUGCAAAAUGAAUAAAGGGGAUCUGUCUUGCGCCUCCAUGAUAAGAUUCCUUGACCUUGUUUCAUGGAGGCAGGAUUUUGCAAUGUUAAUUACCCCCUCUUAAAUCUUUAAGCUUUGGUCAUUUGUUCUGUAUGCAUUCCACGCAAGUUUGUACCAUUUAUACUUUUUUUUUUUCUUACGUUUUCAAUGAGUUUUAUGUUAUGGCUGGGUAGCCCAGUUUUGUGUCCAAGACUGCCUUUUUCAGAACCAGAAUGACAUUCGGUUACUUCAGCCACUGCUUUGUAUAUUCUGAUUAACAAAUAAAUUGUCUUUUUACUUAAGGGUA
Epinephelus lanceolatus (giant grouper) is the source of this 1659-nucleotide messenger RNA. RefSeq lists its product as uncharacterized. Lineage: Eukaryota; Metazoa; Chordata; Actinopteri; Perciformes; Serranidae. The record is from RefSeq and is a predicted model, not a curated record.